GUUUUUUUCAAUUGUUCAAACCAACAGCAUUUUACUAGUCUCGCUUCAAUCCAAGCUUUGUGGACAUAGUUUGUAGAAGUCAUCCGUCUUGUAUGAUCUUCAAACGCACUAUGAGUGUUGGGACCCUGAGAGCCUUCCUUCUCUUGACAAUAUGCCACAGCGCCAGAAGAUGUUUGGCCUCCGCUCCGGAGCUGCACCAGCCACCCACAAGCAUUGCUGUGGUGGGCGCUGGAAUCGGUGGCACGGCCGCGGCGUUCUACCUGAGGCAGGAGUUCGGACCCACGGUCAAAAUAGAUGUAUUCGAACCCGGAGAUGUCGGCGGGCGACUGGCAACGGCCCGAAUGGCAAAUCAGGAAUAUGAGACAGGAGGUGUCGUUAUCCAUCCCCUCAACCUCCACAUGAAGCACUUCGUUGACAAAUUAGGCAUCUCCACGCGUCAGGAUGUCCCGUCGAAAAAGGCAGUCUUCAAUGGCAGCGAGCUCACUUUUGAGGAGAGCGACUGGUUCAUCGUCAACUUCUUGCGAAUGCUCUGGCGCUACGGCCUCAACUAUCUGUUCAUGCAGAUGUGGGUGGAGAGUGUUAUGGAUAAAUUUAUGAGGAUCUACCAGUACCAGCAGUACGGUUACUCCUUCACCAGCGUGGAGAGGCUCCUGCACGCCAUGGGCGGCGAUGAUUUCCUCAGUCUGAUGAAUCACUCGCUGGAGGAAACCAUGCGAGCCGAAGGAUUCACGCAGGUUUUCCUCAACGAUGUGGUGUCUCCCUUCACGCGCCAGACCUACGGCCAAAGUGUCCGUAUCAACGGCCUCGCAGGGGCUCUGUCACUGGCGUGGGCUGACUCAGGCCUGUGGGCGGUGGAUGGAGGUAACAAAAGAGUUUGCUCUGGGCUUCUUUACCACAGCAAGAGUGAACUCAUCCCAGCCAGAGUGACCAACGUUUCGUUCAAAGUCCGCCCAUCCAAGACAGGGCUCUCCACCGGCUUCUAUGAGGUCACUUAUGUUGGGGACACGGGUGCGGGGCACUCGACGUAUGACGUCGUUGUCAUAGCAACCCCACUUCACCAGGGCAAGUCUGACAUCUCCUUCUCAGGUCUGUCCUCACCAGUGGUGUCCCAGUUCCCCGGCAUUUACCACCAGGUGUUCUCCACUCUGGUCCACGGCGUGCUCAACACGUCCUACCUCGGAGUCACUCGGCCCGCCUCGGAGUUCACGGUGUCCGAAGUUCUCACCGCCGAUUCCAAAGACAACAUCAUGUACAGUUUGAUGUCCGUCGACCCGGUCCACGCCCCGGCCGGCUACAACCGACCCCCCGCCAGCCACAGCAAAGUGUGGAAAGUGUUUUCCCCUCGAGCGCUGGACCAGGAGGACCUCCGUCGUUUGUUCCUCUCAUGGGAUUCGGUAUCGCAGACUCCGUGGCUCGCCUACCCCACUUACCGCCCCCCUCAGCGUCAGACGCCGCCCUUCAUCCUCCACAACAGGCUCUACUACCUCAGCGCCGUCGAGUGGGCGGCCAGCUCCAUGGAGAUGAGCGCCAUCUCGGCCAGGAACGCGGCGCUGCUGGCGCACCACCGCUGGCACGAGCAGACGGGCCGGAUCGACCGAGAGGACCUGCACACGCGCUUGCGGGGGGAGCUCUGAAGAACACGGCUUUGGGCCUAAAACGUCAGGUAUCCGGGCGCUAUCAGGGUCAGACUCUUAUUUUCGAUGAACAAAAUUAUUUGGAUGUGAGGAUUUGAACAAAAACAUGUCUUGUUAUCGCUUCCAGAUGAACUGAUCCACACAGCGUAGGCAAAGUCUCGUGCCGUGCCGUUCCCUCAUUCAUUCGGUCCAAUCUUCAAAUCACCCGACCCGUCUGUUCGCUUUAAAAAAAUCCAACGAGUGCAAAAGUUUGCUCGUUUUUGUCGCGUCACGAUGGCCCCGCUCUCGCUUCAAGUCAGCCGCGCAACACCGGAACGCACGUUUCGCGGAAGAAAAAAAA
Messenger RNA from Hippocampus comes (tiger tail seahorse), 1974 nucleotides. RefSeq names its product prenylcysteine oxidase 1 (gene pcyox1). Lineage: Eukaryota; Metazoa; Chordata; Actinopteri; Syngnathiformes; Syngnathidae. The record is from RefSeq and is a predicted model, not a curated record. Gene Ontology annotation, biological process: prenylated protein catabolic process; prenylcysteine catabolic process. Gene Ontology annotation, molecular function: prenylcysteine oxidase activity. The coding region runs from base 93 to 1634 and encodes 513 amino acids. The transcript is spliced from 7 exons.